AUGACGUCAUUGCACCAGGUACUUCAGGUCUAUCCUUCAGGUACUUCAGGUCUGUCCUUCAAGUACUUCAGGUCUAUCCUUCAGGUACUUCAGGUCUAUCCUUCAGGUACUACAGGUCUAUCCUUCAGGUACUUCAGGUCUAUCCUUCAGGUACUUCAGGUCUAUCCUUCAAGUACUUCAGGUCUAUCCUUCAAGUACUUCAGGUCUGUCCUUCAAGUACUUCAGGUCUAUCCUUCAGGACAAGGGGCGCCCAUAGGACAAGGAGGGCCCAUAGCACAAGGGGCGCCCAUAGGACAUGGGGCGCCCAUAGCACAAGGAGCGCCCAUAGGACAUGGGGCGCCCAUAGCACAAGGAGCGCCCAUAGGACAAGGGGCGCCCAUAGCACAAAGAGCGCCCAUAGGACAAGGGGCACCCAUAGGACAAGGGGCGCCCAUAGGACAAGGAGCGCCCAUAGCACAAGGGGCGCCCAUAGGACAAGGGGCGCCCAAAGAACAAGGGGCGCCCAUAGCACAAAGAGCGCCCAUAGGACAAGGGACGCCCAUAGGACAAGGAGCGCCCAUAGGACAAGGGGCGCCCAUAGGACAAGGAGCGCCCAUAGGACAAGGAGCGCCCAUAGGACAAGGGGCGCCCAUAGGACAAGGAGGGCCCAUAGCACAAGGGGCGCCCAUAGGACAAGGAGCGCCCAUAGGACAAGGAGCGCCCAUAGGACAAGGGGCGCCCAUAGGACAAGGGGCGCCCAUAGCACAAGAAGCGCCCAUAGGACAAGGGGCGCCCAUAGCACAAAGAGCGCCCAUAGGACAAGGGGCGCCCAUAGGACAAGGGGCGCCCAUAGGACAAGGAGCGCCCAUAGGACAAGGGGCGCCCAUAGGACAAGGGGCGCCCAUAGGACAAGGAGCGCCCAUAGCACAAGGGGCGCCCAUAGGACAAGGGGCGCCCAUAGGACAUGGGGCGCCCAUAGCACAAGGAGCGCCCACAGCACAGGGAGCGUCCAUAGAACAAGGAGCGCCCACCGCACAAGGAGCGGACACAACACAAGGAGCGGACACAACACAAAAAGCGCCCACAGCACAAGGAGCGCCCACAGCACAAGGGGCGCCCAUAGGACAAGGGGCGCCCAUAGGACAUGGGGCGCCCAUAGCACAAGGAGCGCCCACAGCACAAGGAGCGCCCACAGCACAAGGAGCGCCCACAGCACAAGGAGCGCCCACAGCACAAGGAGCGCCCACAGCACAAGGAGCGCCCACAGCACAAGGAGCGCCCACAGCACAAGGAGCGCCCAUUAACAUGAAAAUAUCGUCGCCUGCGCGUCAAGGUCCCGACAGGUCGCCUGGGGCCGCGUCAAGGUCCCGACAGGUCGCCUGGGGCCGCGUCAAAGACCCGACAGGUCGCCUGGGGCCGCGCCAAGAUCCCGACAGGUCGCCAAGGUCCCGACAGGUCCCCUGGGGCCGCGCCAAGGUCCCGACAGGUCGCCUGGGAGCGCGGCAAGGUCCCGACAGGUCGCCUGGGGCCGCGUCAAAGAUCCGACAGGUCGCCUGGGGCCGCGUCAAAGACCCGACAGGUCGCCUGGGGCCGCGCCAAGGUCCCGACAGGUCCCCUGGGGCCGCGCCAAGGUCCCGACAGGUCGCCUGUGAGCGCGGCAAGGUCCCGACAGGUCGCCUGGGGCCGCGUCAAAGAUCCGACAGGUCGCCUGGGGCCGCGUCAAAGACCCGACAGGUCGCCUGGGGCCGCGCCAAGGUCCCGACAGGUCGCCUGGGGCCGCGCCAAGGUCCCGACAGGUCGCCUGGGGCCGCGUCAAAUAAUCGACAGGUCGCCUGGGGCCGCCCUAAGGUCCCGACAGGUCGCCUGGGGCCGUGCCAAGGUCCCGACAGGUCGCCUGGGGCCGUGCCAAGGUCCCGACAGGUCACCUGGGGCCGCGCCAAGGUCCCGACAGGUCGCCUGGGGCCGCGCCAAGGUCCCGACAGGUCGCCUGGGGCCGCGCCAAGGUCCCGACAGGUCGCCUGGGGCCGCGCCAAGGUCCCGACAGGUCGCCUGGGGCCGCGCCAAGGUCCCGACAGGUCGCCUGGGGCCGCGCCAAGGUCCCGACAGGUCGCCUGGGGCCGCGCCAAGGUCCCGCCAGGUCGCCUGGGGCCGCGCCAAGGUCCCGACAGGUCGCCUGGGGCCGCGCCAAGGUCCCGACAGGUCGCCUGGGGCCGCGCCAAGGUCCCGACAGGUCGCCUGGGGCCGCGCCAAGGUCCCGACAGGUCGCCUGGGGCCGCGCCAAGGUCCCGACAGGUCGCCUGGGGCCGCGCCAAGGUCCCGACAGGUCGCCUGGGGCCGCGCCAAGGUCCCGACAGGUCGCCUGGGGCCGCGCCAAGGUCCCGACAGGUCGCCUGGGGCCGCGCCAAGGUCCCGACAGGUCGCCUGGGGCCGCGCCAAGGUCCCGACAGGUCGCCUGGGGCCGCGCCAAGGUCCCGACAGGUCGCCUGGGGCCGCGUCAAAGACCCGACAGGUCGCCUGGGGCCUUGCCAAGAUCCCGACAGGUCGCCUGGGGCCGCGUCAAAGACCCGACAGGUCGCCUGGGACCGCGUCAAAGACCCGACAGGUCGCCUGGGGCCGCAUCAAAGACCCGACAGGUCGCCUGGGGCCUUGCCAAGAUCCUGUCAGGUCGCCUGGGGCCGCGUCAAAGACCCGACAGAUCUCCUGGGGCCGCGUCAAAGGCCCGACAGAUCUCCUGGGGCCGCAUCAAAGCCCCGACAGGUCGCCUGGGGCCGCGUCAAAGACCCGACAGGUCGCCUGGGACCGCGUCAAAGACCCGACAGGUCGCCUGAAGCCGCAUCAAAGACCCGACAGGUCGCCUGGGGCCUUGCCAAGAUCCUGUCAGGUCGCCUGGGGCCUUGCCAUGAUCCCGACAGGUCGCCUGGGGCCGCGUCAAAGACCCGACAGAUCUCCUGGGGCCGCGUCAAAGGCCCGACAGAUCUCCUGGGGCCGCAUCAAAGCCCCGAUAGGUCGCCUGGGGCCGCAUCAAAGCCCCGACAGGUCGCCUGGGGCCGCGUCAAAGACCCGACAGAUCUCCUGGGGCCGCAUCAAAGCCCCGACAGGUCGCCUGGGGCUUUGCCAAGAUCCCGACAGGUCGCCUGGGGCCGCGUCAAAGACCCGACAGGUCGCUUAGGGGCCGCGUCAAAGACCCGACAGGUCGCCUGGGGCCGCGUCAAAGACCCGACAGGUCGCUUAGGGGCCGCGUCAAAGACCCGACAGGUCGCCUGGGGCCGCGUCAAAGACCCGACAGGCCGCUUAGGGGCCGCGUCAAAGACCCGACAGGUCUCUUGGGGCCGCGUCAAAGACGCCGACAGAUCGCCUGGGGCCGCGUCAAAGACCCGACAGAUCUUCUGGGGCCGCGUCAAAGACCCGACAGAUCUUCUGGGGCCGCGUCAAAGACCCGACAGAUCUUCUGGGGCCGCGUCAAAGACCCGACAGGUCGCUUAG
Molecule: messenger RNA, 3462 nt
Organism: Procambarus clarkii (red swamp crayfish)
Lineage: Eukaryota; Metazoa; Arthropoda; Malacostraca; Decapoda; Cambaridae
Source: RefSeq, a predicted model, not a curated record